Molecule: messenger RNA, 1191 nt
Organism: Capronia epimyces CBS 606.96
Lineage: Eukaryota; Fungi; Ascomycota; Eurotiomycetes; Chaetothyriales; Herpotrichiellaceae
Product: small subunit ribosomal protein S2
Exons: 1
Coding region: 1-1191 (396 amino acids)
Biological process (GO): translation
Cellular component (GO): ribosome; mitochondrial small ribosomal subunit
Molecular function (GO): structural constituent of ribosome
Source: RefSeq, a predicted model, not a curated record
AUGCUCCGGCAAUCAAAACGAGAUCCUAAGCCGAGUCCCGGGAUACCAGGGCACCCAGAUGAGCCGUCAAGCAUUCUUGACACCCUCCCUCACCCGCCGACCGCUGCAACCCGAUCACUAGCCAAAAAGCUCGAAGCACAGGAGAAUUCCAUUCAAGCCCUCCGAGCGGACGUCCAUGCACACACCACAGCUAGAAUAAUGUCGCUCGACGAAUUCGAGUUUGACCCGAAACACCCUUCAGCAGUACCGAAAUCGACGACUUCUAAAACUGAAGCGUCGUCAGCACCAACCACCACGGCACCGCCCAAUACCCUUCCAUUCGAUAACCUAAAAGAACUGAACCGUUACCGCCGACAUACCCAGCAAGAGAAACGACGAGGCACCCACCUCUCUCAGACGUACGAUCCCACCACACUGCUGCACCGGCCGCCGACUGCAGCUGAACUGACCCUCCCGAUGCUGUUGGCUAACCAGACGCAUCUUGGCCAUGCAACUUCAUUGUGGAACCCUUCGAACAGCAGCUACAUCUUCGGCGUGAGAGACGGAAUCCACAUUAUCUCCCUCGAAGUCACGUAUGCGUACCUCAAGCGUGCAGCAAAGGUGGUCCAAGAGGUCGCCCGACGAGGGGGCAUCAUUCUGUUCGUUGCAACGCGCAAGGGCCAGGAGGAGAUCGUGGUGAAUACGGCAAAGUUGGCCGGCGGGUACCACAUCUUUCAUCGCUGGGUGCCGGGAUCCUUGACGAACGGACAGCAGAUUCUGGGCGCCUGCGGCGUCAAGGUCGUGGACAUUCAUGAUCGGGAGAUCACACAGUACCGUAACGCCUUUACAGCCGGCAAUCAUACCGUGAUGCGGCCCGACCUGGUGGUGUGCAUGAACCCGCUCGAGAACCAGGUGUGCCUGCACGAGUGUGGCCUGUUCAACGUGCCGACCAUUGCUGUGAUUGACACGGACGCGAACCCGGCCUGGGUGACCUACCCGAUCCCGGCAAAUGACGAUUCGUUGCGGUCUGUUGCCCUCAUUGGCGGAGUGCUGGGCCAGGCUGGCAAGGAGGGCCAGAGACUGCGCAAGCUGGAAGCCAUGCGCGGCAGCGCGACAUAUCCGACCGAUCACGUCCAUUCGACGUUGGAAGCUAUCCAGACGAUAGCAGCUAUGGACGUGCAGGAGCCGGAGAAGGCCAGUGAGCGGGACUGA